Acipenser ruthenus (sterlet) is the source of this 4300-nucleotide messenger RNA. RefSeq names its product cytochrome P450 7B1 (gene cyp7b1). The transcript is spliced from 6 exons. Bases 262 to 1746 code for a protein of 494 amino acids. The record is from RefSeq and is a predicted model, not a curated record. Gene Ontology annotation, molecular function: heme binding; oxidoreductase activity, acting on paired donors, with incorporation or reduction of molecular oxygen; iron ion binding. Gene Ontology annotation, biological process: bile acid biosynthetic process; cholesterol homeostasis. Lineage: Eukaryota; Metazoa; Chordata; Actinopteri; Acipenseriformes; Acipenseridae.
GGUUGCGUUUGAACUGAUACUCAUCAGCUCCGACUGUCUGAACAAGCUUCAGAAUAUAUGUUUCAAAUGUAGAUGCAUACUGUGCUAUUUUGUUACAUUGUUUUGUUUGGUAUAGGCUACUGUACUUUGAGCUUGUUUCAGUAAGCGUGUCGUGUUCAGCCCACGUGACAGGCACUGUAAGAAUUUCAAGAUAGGAAAACAAUUACAUCUGAAACUUUCAAAUUUACAGUUUGGAGUUGAAGAAACGAAAUACAUUUGGAAAUGUUUGGACUCACGUCGAUUAUUUGUGUUCUCCUGGGUUUGCUUCUCUACAUUGUUUUCGAAAGGAAAAGGAGACCUGGGGAGCCACCUCUAGUGAAAGGAUGGGUUCCCUUUCUUGGGAAAGCGUUUGAGUUCGGUAAAGAUGCACAGAAAUUUCUCAGUGUUCAUAAGGAAAAAUAUGGAGAUAUCUUUACAAUACGCAUUGCUGGUAAAUACAUGACUUUUAUAAUGGACCCACUCCUUUAUCCAUAUGUGAUUAAGCAUGGGAAACAGUUAGACUUCCAUGAAUUUUCAGACCAAGUUGCACCUAUGACUUUUGGCUACCCCUGCACCAGAGAUCCAAAAUUCCCUGGAAUGGCUGAACAAAUCCAGAGGGCCUUCCAGUAUCUACAGGGUGACAGUUUGACAUCCCUCAUUGAAAGCAUGAGGAAGAACUUGAUUUUUCUGUUCCAGCAAGACUACUUGAAUGUAACAGAGUGGAGAAUGGAGAAAAUGCAUCAUUUCUGCAAAAAGAUCAUGUUUGAAGCCACUUUCCUGACUUUGUUUGGAAAGCCUCCCCAUGCUAACAGACACCUGGGUAUGGAUGCAUUGAGAGAGAAAUUUGAGAAGUUUGAUGCAAAGUUCCCAUUGUUAAUUAUGAGAAUCCCCAUCUCUUUACUGGGAGAAACCAAAACAAUCCGGGACGACCUGAUCAAUUUCUUUCUCCCGCAAAAAAUGGCGCAGUGGUUGGACCCCGCAGCAUUUAUUCAGCAGAGAACUAAACUUUUUGAGCAGUAUGAACUACUUGGGGACGUUGACAUAGCUGCACAUCAUUUUGCCAUUCUGUGGGCCUCUGUUGGAAACACACUUCCAGCCUCAUUCUGGGCCAUGUACUACUUAGUGAUGCACCCAGAAGCCCUAGCAGUGGUGCGUGGCGAAAUCGACCAUGUUCUCCAGUUAACAGGUCAAGAAGCAGGCUCUGGACAUAGCAUUACCCUCACUAGAGAACAAUUAGACAGUCUGGUCUAUUUAGGUAGCACGAUAAAUGAGAGUUUGCGCCUAAGCUCAGCAUCCAUGAACAUUCGAAUAGCCCAGGAAGACUUCACUCUUGGGUUUGGAGGGGAUCGGUCUAUUGGCGUGAGAAAGGGAGAUGUUAUUGUACUCUAUCCCCAGAGUCUGCACAUGGAUCCCGAAAUUUUUGAAGAUCCUGAGGUUUUCAAGUUUGAUCGUUUCAUUGAAGAUGGGAAGGAGAAGACCAGCUUCUAUAAACAUGGGCAGAAACUGAAAUUUUAUUUGAUGCCAUUUGGAUCAGGAGUGAGUAAAUGUCCCGGCAGGUACUUUGCAAUUAAUGAAAUGAAACAGUUCCUCACUCUGUUGAUAGCACACUUUGACAUUGAAAUACUUCAGGGCGAGGGACCAGUAAAGCCUGACCAAAGUCGAGUAGGCCUCGGCAUCCUUCUUCCUGACACAGAUAUACAAUUCCGUUACAAGACAAGAAUUCCAUAAGGUAGAACUUGGAAGAUACACAAUAUACACUCGCUACUAGCUUUUUAUAGCACAGCAAAUUACAAUUUAAUCCUUCAGUGAUUAGCUGAUUUAUCUCACAAAGAAACAUUUACUAAUACAUCGCUGGGAAAGGCUUACAGUAUGAGCUUCAGCAGUCUUCUAUGGAAAACAUUGUGUAGCAUUUACUGUUUUUGUUACAUAAUAUAUAAUUUGAUUAUAUAAAGCAUUUUUUUUUAGAUGUCCUUUAAACUCUUUCUUUCCAGGUCACCUAGUUUUCAUUUAACUUGAAUAGAUUGCAGUUAAAUGCAGUGUGUAAAUAUUAGUGUAUAAAAAAAUAAUAGCAAGAGAUUAAUACCACUGCAGUUAAACCUGCUCUAUCACUGACUUCAUUCCACUGUAUGUUUGUUAUCUUUUGUGAUUUAAAAAAUAUGUCAAUCACCCCUGGAGGAAGACUCCAGCAGGAUUAAUAUAGGGGUGAAUAGUGGUGGAAUUUUGAUCUGUAUCUGUUUACAUCAGUAAGAUAGACCUCUAAAUGUUUCAGAUAUUUUUUCACACAAAAAUUGAAUAAUUGUAAUCAUGCUGGUAAAGUGCAGUUCAGGUCUCCAGAUAUUAAUUGCUGGCAAUAUUUACAUACUAAUACCACUCCAAGAUUAUUCUAUACUUCUGCCUUCAUGAUUCAUCAUCGGAGAUCAGAAUAAUUUAGACUGCUGUACACCAAUCCUGUCAUUUAUAAGAAUUUAGUAAGUGGGGAAACAUGAACAAAUAUUAUAGAUCGAUUGCUGGAGUUUGAGUUCUAGAGCAAGGUAAACAAAAAAUAAACUAAAUGUAGUUUGUUAACCUGUAAAUUCAAUUAUUGGUAUGCCAUGUUAAUGACUAUUUGUAACCAUUUACCUAGUACUCAUUGCAAAAAUAGCAGUAGAUGCCAUGGUGCCUGGUGAAUUGGACAUUUUAGAAAACAUAUGUUAAUUUGAUUGCUUUGAGGCACUAAAUGUGUGGAAGUGCAUUCAAACAUCUUAAGCCCCUUUCACACUGGCAUGCUCUACCCGGGUCGGAACCUACCCGGGUCAGGACCUGGUGUCAUGCGGGUCAGCUACGUGAUUUCACAGUGCUUUUGAUAAAGCAGGGUUGACCGACGCAAGUAAACGAUAAGCAGCUUGUUACUGACGCUUCCAUCCAAGCUUCUCUUGAUUGAACUGUCGGCCCAAAUGUUGCAGAUCAAAUGUUUCUUCAUCCCUGCUGUGAUCUGGCUCAUGGUGUGUCUCAAGCAACAAAAAUAUGGCUAAACAGAAUAAACAGAAACGUUCCUUGUGGAAGUGAAAUCUUCACGCAGGUGUGGCUGUUUGUUAUUUCAUUGUCCGUCAUGCAUUUUGUCUCGUUCAACCUGGGUCAUAUUGUGUCAAACCAUAUCCUGAGGUGGGUCACUGGGACCCAGGAUAACCCGGAUAUGGCCAGGGAAUGUGGUUUCACACUAUGCUGGAUUGUGACCUGGGUAGCCAGAAACUGGGUCCGAACCUGGGUAGGAAGUGCCAGUGUGAAAGGGGCUUAAGUAUUGCUUUGGACUACCAGGGGCAUGCAACCUGCUUUUACUAAUGUUGUUGAAGCCGACACCCUGGGAUCCUCAAGAAGCUGCUUGAUGAGAUUCUGGGAUCAGUAAGCUACUAACAACCAAACGAACAAGAUGGGCCGAAUGGCCUCCUCUCAUUUGUAAACUUUCUUAUGUUCUUACAUAUAUCUGACCUUAAAAUGGUCCAUGUUAAUGAAUCUCACUUAUGAAUGGCAGGUAAUGCUAAAAAAAAAAGAACAUUUAUAUUUGUAAAUUAGUAAUAAAUAAAUAAACCAUCUUAAUAUCAAAACAAAAAACGCAUCUAUUUUCACCACUGGUUUUCUGUAUCAGUAAGAACUCAUGUGUAUUUAAUAAUCUAAACAUUGGGGAGUCUAAAAUAAUGCUGUUCUAAACUUGUAAACCAACAUGGAACUCUUUCAUUCAAUUAGGGGAUGUUAAUAAAUGGGUCAGUAAACCACCCCUGGGGAUGUAACAUAGUAUUACAGACCUGACCUCUGUUUAGAUCAUUAAAAUAGACCUUGCAUGUGAAAAGCUGAAUCCUCUGUUUAAAAAAAAACAUGUUUGUGAGGCAUGGAGGGAAAAGAAAACAUACACAAACACUGUUGAGAGGUGUAAACUGGGGGUUCCAUUUGUGUACUAUUAUGUAUAACAGUACAGUAAAUUGUAUUAUGUAUUAUUUGCAAACAUGGUAAAGAUGGUCCUUCUAUUAAUUUCAAUAGCCUGCUGAUGUCAGAGCCGUGCAGACAUAUCUCUACACUGUAAUAGUUGGAAUUAGCUCAUUAGCUAUAACAUGCCGAAUCAGCUGUAACCGUUGCAGAGCCAAUCUCAACAGAUAUUCUCACAACUGUAACUUGUUUUUUAAUAGAUAAUUAUGUAUGCAUGUAUUAUUCAAAUUCUAAUAAAUAAUACGCAAAAUCAUAAUCGGUUGCUUUUGAUGUUCUUUUUCGGGUGCACAUUCAAAACAUGUUAGGAUUAGGUUAAUGGAAAUAA